CCAGUCCCACGGUCGACUCCACACUAUCCAUACUCGGAUCAAGAGGUUUGCUUUCGUUCAGUAUGUUUUGCCUACGCACUUGUAAUAACCGUUUAAUUAUAGUCGAACUAAGUUAGCGUUGUGAGAGGACCACGCUGGAAUUUGUUCAGCAACUUGCGGGAAAAGUUUGGAACUCAUGCUACAAAGUUGCAAACAACGUUUUUGAAUGGAGGCUUCGGUGCUGAGAGCCACAGUGAGGUUCGGAAAGGGGGCGCAGGCUGGGGUCGUAGGCUGUCUGAUCUGACUUUAUAACCAGACAGCAUCCUGUUGCGAGCAGUCAACUGGCCCACCGAGGAGAGGACGGAGCUUCUUCUCGCUAUUAUUCGGAUCUUUAUCCAUUCUGGAGUAGGCCUAGGCAUAAUUGCUUCCGCGGGAUAGCUGACACAUUACGGGAGAAACUGUACUUCAACUUCGGUUCGGGAUCUCCACGUCAGAAUACCCCGUGACAGUGUUCUCUCUCCGCUGCCUGGACUGUACAGUAAAAUCUGUGGUAAUCUUUUACUUUGGGAGUGAGGAGGGUUUGGAUUUUAAUCCUUUCGUUUCAGUUGUUUAUUGUGUUUAACGUUGUUUUAAUUGGCUAGCCUACGUUUUUUUUUUUUGACACAUCGUUUUUUUGUGAAAGUUGUGGCUUGAACCUUGAAUCAGAUCAUAGUUUAUACACAUUUUGUAAUUCACUUCAACAUGGAUAAAUACGACGAUUUGGAUCUUGAGGCAAGUAAGUUUUUAGAAGACCUCAAUAUGUAUGAGGCAUCUAGGGACGGGUUGUUCCGAAUGAAGAGGGAUGCAGGGAACAACUCCGACUUUGAAGAAACCAGGAGAGUUUUUGCCUCCAAAAUGACAAAAAUCCACAUACAGAAACAGCAAGAGGAAAUUGCCAAAAACAAUUUGGCAGUGAGAAUGAACGGGGGUCACAACAGAGCGACAGACAGCACCUUUUACACCAAAGACAGGCCGCCUAUCAAUAGCUACAGACAGGCAGGAGAAGCUGCUGCCAAGCCUCCCAUACUCUCUGGCCCUAUGCCAGGCACCGUCAGUGGCGCGAGUCAGUACGCGCCCUGUGACGCUCUGAAACACCAUUCACCCAGUCAACAGGCAUAUGGCUACGGAAACAAUUACGAUAACAAGGAGCGUUUUGAGCCGCAUUCUUACCACCACGCCUUGAGCCCUGGGAACGCACACACACAUGGCUCUGGUCACCCUGCCAGUCCCUCGGGCACUUGGGCCUCCUACUCGUCCCGGGGUGGCCAGGCCUCCCCAGGAUCCUCCAGCCCUGGUGGAUCAUCAGGCCUUAUGUGCAGCUCAUCUCAGCAGCCCCAACACCACUCACCAUCUCCCUCCUUCUCCGACAGCCUACCAUCUCCAAGCCCCACUAGACUGCACCAGAGCAAGGCUGCCACCCCACUAGUGCGGCAGAGUCCCCCCACGGUGGCUGAUGCUGGGGCUGCAGCAGACUGGAUGCGGAGCUUGGGGAACCCAGACCUGAUAGCACCGCUCCCUCUGAGUGCCUUCACAGGCGGAGCUGACCUGUACCAGCAGCUGUCUCCCCAACCUGCCCAUGUUACACCGCCAACAGGCCCUUACUCUGCAGCACACUCCAUGGCCCCAAGACCAACCACCAACCAGGGAAAUCUAUGCCAGAACGGGCUCUCUCAGAGUCCUGUGGCUGUCCCAUCCCCAGCCCAGCCCAAAGCCACCGCUGGGGCUUACCUUCCUGCCUCUGCCUCUCCCUCUGGAACCAGUGUCUCUAGAAGCUUUGGCCAGGGUCAAGGUGUAGGCCAGGCCCAGGGCAGGCAAGUGGCCAUGGGGGUGGAUGUGCCCUCUGCCCUAGACAGCCAGCUGUCCUCUGGUGGUGAGGCCUGCCAGCUCCGGCCCCAGUCCCAGUAUGAAGCCCCCAGCCCCCCCAGAGCUCUCAAACUGCCCUGCCAGACUCUCCAUGUCCAACCGGAGCAGGGGCCGUCUGCCGCUGAGAUCAAAUUAGAAGCCCUGACCAAGCGUCUAGAGAAGGAAAUGGACGCCCAGCCAAAGGCAGACUACUUCGGUAAGCUUAGUUUGACAUUUUGAUCGACCAGAUCUCUCUUUAUUUAAAUGUACUAUUUCUCUGUGUGGGUCACUGAGUGCGAAAAUGGCCCGCUGUUCAAAACUUUUCACCACGUUAAUUUAACCUUGUCUUUGUGUAUGUAUGUGUGUGUGUGUGUGUGUGUGUGUGUUGGUUCACUCAUGCCAGAUCAAGUGGCAUAGUUGUGAGGGGGUCCUAGCGGUCAUUCUGUCUUUGUGUAUGUUUCUGAUCAUCAUGGCUGAUGCUGUUGUUCAGUGUUGAACUCUACAGACAGACAGACAGACAGACAGCGUUUAGCCAGAGUCCUCUCUUCUGUUCUCUUCUCCGUCUUUUAGUCUAGAAUGAAUAAUUGUCUAAUUUGUUUCUUCUCGCUCUCCUUAAAUCCUCCCGUCUGUGUAUGUCACUGCCUGCCUGCCCGCCUACCUCUCAGUAAUAAUUAACAAACGUUUUAAUAGUUCCGGCUGAGGCUCGGCCCAGGGCCAACCAGGAGAAGGUUGUCUUCUCCUUUCCCCUCCCUUCAACUGUAAUACGGCUGGUGGAUUAAGUGGAGGUCACAUCAAUAACAUCAUUAAUUAGUAACAGGAUAUUGGCUGCUUUCUUUUAGAUCAGCACUGCGCUUUCAUCAUCUUCUGUAAAACAUCCAUUCUCUCUCUGAUCACAUCCAUUCUCUUGUCAUGUGUUUGGCUGUUUGACUCAGUCUUUCCAAAUAACAUCAUCACAUUGCAGAGCACAGACCUGGGCUUGCACAUUCUUGCUCUAAACCGCCAUGUGCAUGUGCACGCACACACACACAUAGGCAUGCACACACACACCUUUUGUACGCAGCCACAGUCUGGGGAAUACAGACAAUGACAACUGAAUAACAACACCUGUUAGUGUUUUUUCAUGUAGCCUGUUGCUGCCCUGGGAUACAUGACAUCAGUCUCUAGUAUAGUUUAAUUUAAGUACAGAUUAAUAUAUAACUGGUUACGAGUAAAUUGACACUUUCCUCUUUAUUAAUGCAGAAAUAACUAUUGAAUACAACAUUUGUGCCCAAUGUGUGCAACAGGAGACAUGGAAGUGAAAGAGCACAUGUUUGGUGGGGCUGAUCUACAGAUGAGACAACCAUAGAGGAAGAAAGGAAGAGAAAAAUAGAAAAGGAGAGAGUGAGAGAGAAAGAGGUAGGGCAGGAGGAGGAAUUUAACUGGUCAGCAGAAACAGAUUCGUAAAGGGCCCAAGAGCAUUGCUUUCUGUUCCUUUUAUUAAGCUAGUGCCACGCAGCACCCAGUUUGCGCGCUCUCUGGAAAUUGUUAUGUGGAGGUAAGGGGGGGAAAUAAGUGCUUGGCUGUCUUUCCCCCAGCUAUACUGCUGUACUGUUGUACUGUACCAGACCUGUACUCUGUGUGCUGCAGAUAGACCAGUUGACAAGGUGUUUAUUACCCUGCUCUGAGAGCCCAGUGCCAGUCUAGUUCUGUUACUCACACUGACACGGUACCCAUGGAAAAUAUGUCCUAUAGGUAGGGCCAGGAGCUUUUCCUCCUCACCAGAUGACCCUUUCAGGAAAAACUACAUACGCUAGUAGUCAUAGGUUAUGACAAGGUUAUAACUCCUUGUCCUAAGUAUGUACACUACCAUUUAUGUACAGUCAUUAUUAAGACUUGGGUGUGACUGACAAUGUUGAUUUGGGAGAAAGUUUAGUUCACAUGCAUGCUUGGGUUAGGCAUGUUGAGGCAAGGCCAGUCGUCAAAACGGGACGUCCAGCCGAGAGAGAGAGAGAGAGAGGAACAACGAGAGAGAGGAACAGAUAGAGAGAAAGGAAGAGUGAGAUGGCGUGAGAGGAGAGAUCUCUCGUGCACUUGUCGAGCGCUCAUAAAGCAUCCCUCUGCCGCCUCAUAAAAGGAAUUUCCUGCAGGAACAAGGAACGUCAGUCAGGAUUGUAAUUCAAAAACCCCGUCCCAGCCCCCCAGAGUCCACUAAUUCAGUAUAUAAGGGAAGAUGUUCUGGGGCAUGUCACUGUCAUGGUGAACACACACACACACAGAUUCAUAAACACACAUGUUAACAUGUUAUAGAGAUUGCUGUGGGGGGCCGCAGUGGAAGAUGGUAUAAAGUUUGCGUAUGACAAUACUGUAAUGUUGACACACGCACAGCACACACACCCACCACACACUCAUUUUCUGCGUCAUGCUGUCAUGCCAGAAAAUAGCCUGCGUGGCGGACAGGUGCAGUUCCUGGCCUGUUCUACAUACUGAACAGAAAGAGAAGCUCCAUUCCUGACCUACUUUUUCCACUGAAAGGAGAGGAGUAUUCUCUUAGCCUGAACCAUAGGCUUGGCUACUCAAAGAGCAAGCAAUGCAGAUGCAGAAGCACAGUGGCUUGGAAAAACUCCCUAGACAGGCAGGAACCUAGGAAGAAACCUAGAGGAACCAGGCUCCGAGGGGUGGCUGUGUCAGGUGAAGAUUAUAAGAGUACAUGGCCGUUAAGACCAGAUUGUGUUGAGUUACUCCUCUCUACCAAGCUCUAUAGCUAUGUUAAGAACCAUAAUACUAUGGGAAUGAUGACCUAUUCCAGGGUUAUCAGUUCAAUAUUUGGUGUCAUUUAUUAAAGGAUUGCCUAAUUUGUAUGAUACAGUAUAUUAUUGACCAAUUUGACUAUAGAGUAUUAAGUAUGUAAGCCACAUUUACACUGGGGGCAUAUACCUAGUGAUUUAGUAGGUUAUUUUAAAAGGGAGAUUAGUGUAGCUGUACUAAAGGCUCAUAUGGUCACCUCCCAAAUGAUACCCUAUUGCAUAUUUAGUGCACUACCUUUGACCAGGGCCCAUAUAGUAGUGCACUAUAUAGCGGAUAGGGUGCCAUUUGAGAUGCAUGCCUAGUGAGUUCUAGCCAGCUAGGGCUGGGGUCUCUCAUAUCAUAUACACUCUGCUCUGAUUGGCAGAGCAAAAGCUCGAGGUUCUGGGAAACUGAGUUUGGUGCCAAAAGGCUGCACCGGGGGAACACAGAGGAAUGUCUGGAGGACAGGACGGGGCUGAGGAAUAUAAAGAGGGGGUGGGGAGCACACUUAGUUUCAUAAAUGAUUAGAUUAGCAGAAGGUACUUAGGGUUAAUUUAUAGAACGUUUUGUCACGUCUUUGGCCGUGAGAGAGAGAGCGGGAGGGAGGGAGGUAGAGCAGGGAGAGAGGCAGAGCGGAGAGCAGAUUUAUGGGUGGGAGGUCAGAGAGGAAGAGCGAGUGGUGGGACAGGACAGAGGGUGGAGGGGAUCCCUGUCCACACACACACACACACACACACACACACACACACACACACACACACACACACACAUAGAUAGUAGAGGUUGAGUGCUUUGCUUUGUGUUGUGAUUAAGGAUGGCUUUCUCCCAUCAGGCUGUCAGUCUGUCUGUGGACUGGACAGUUUACCUUAACUCUUCCCAGGGUUUCUUGGCUUCUGCUUUGGCACUCAAUCUGGACCCCUGACAAGUCCUGCAGGAAGCCUUUGUGUAUGUGUGUGUGUGUGUGUGCAUUUCUCUCUCUCUCCUCUUUCUCCUCCAUCUUUAUCUCUCUCUGUGUCUGGGCCUGGGUCCUUGCUUCAGUGUUUGAUUGGUUGUUUAAGUAAAUGUGUGUGUGUUCGUGUAGUGAAAGAAUGCUUUUGUGAUGUUAGGCUGCUGUUUUGGGUGGGACCAGUGUUGAUGUGAUUUCAUGAUGUCCUAGCCUUGGAUUCUGCCAUAUGAUACACAGAAAAAAUGUUUAAAAUAAUAUUACACGACUACUAUAAUAACUAUUACUAAGUGCAAUAGUCUUGUUUGGCUUCUAACAUGACAAGUCAACUGCCAUAAUAUGAAGUUCCUGUCAGUCAAUUGUUAUCAGUGAUUGUGGAGGUAUAUGAAGAGGCUUGUUGUGUGCCAUUAGGCAGCAGUAGAGGCAGACGUUUUGGGAGUUUUGACAGCUGGGCUGGUGUGUGGGGGUUGAGGUGAGGGGGAGGAUGGGGGGUGAAGUUUUGGCUCUGUGUUUUGAUUCCCUUCCCCCUUCACCCAUGCUCUCGCAACCGUUAAAGAAAGAGCUCUCUAUAAAAUCACAGGGGUUUUGGAAUAUGGGACUUCUGCCGAACACAGUUUUGCUGCUGUUCAAUCAGGUAGGAAAAUGUUGCUUCUUUAACUAAGAAUGUUUGUCCUAAACAGGAAGCAGUUUGUUUGGUUGUUUAUGUAUCCCUCUUACUUUUCAGUGCAUUUUACAGUUUCAAUGGAAUGUACAUUACAAACAACAACUGUGACUUUAAACUCUGGUAGAAAAUCAUAAAAUUCUCCGUUUUGGAAAACUAAAGUUGAGCUAAACAAACCCAACCCAGUUCUUGCUGUAAGAUGUUACCCCACUCUUCCACCAAGGCACCUGCAAGUUCUGGGACAUUUCUGGGGGGAAUGGCCCUAGCCCUCACCCUCCGAUCCAACAGGUCCCAGACGUGCUCAAUGGGAUUGAGAUCCGGGCUCUUCGUUGGCCAUGACAGAACACUGACAUUCCUGUCUUGCAGGAAAUCACGCACAGAACGAGCAGUAUGGCUGGUGGCAUUGUCAUGCUGGAGGGUCAUGUCAGGAUGAGCCUGCAGGAAGGGUACCACAUGAGGGAGGAGGAUGACUUCCCUGUAACGCACUGCGUUGAAAUUGCCUGCAAUGACAACAAGCUCAGUCCAAUGAUGCUGUGACACACCGCCCCAGACCAUGACGGACCCUCCACCUCCAAAUCGAUCCCGCUCUAGAGUACAGGCCUCGGUGUAACGCUCAUUCCUUUGACGAUAAAAGCAAAUCCGACCAUCACCCCUGGUGAGACAAAACCGCGACUCGUCAGUGAAGAGCACUUUUUGCCAGUCCUGUCUGGUCCAGCGACGGUGGGUUUGUGCCCAUAUGCGACGUUGUUGCCGGUGAUGUCUGGUGAGGACCUGCCUUACAACAGGCCUACAAGCCCUCAGUCCAGCCUCUCUGAGCCUAUUGCGGACAGUCUGAGCACUGAUGGAGAGAUUGUGCGUUCUUGGCGUAACUCGGGCAGUUGUUGUUGCCAUCCUGUACCUGUCCCGCAGGUGUGAUGUUCGGAUGUACCGAUCCUGUGCAGGUGUUGUUACACGUGGUCUGCCACUGCGAGGACGAUCAGCUGUCCGUCCUGUCUGCCUGUAGCUCUGUCUUAGGCAUCUUACAGUACGGACAUUGCAAUUUAUUGCCCUGGCCACAUCUGCAGUCCUCAUGCCUCCUUGCAGUAUGCCUAAGGCACGUUCACGCAGAUGAGCAGGGACCCUGGGCAUCUUUCUUUUGGUGUUUUUCAGAGUCAGUAGAAAGGCCUCUUUAGUGUCCUAAGUUUUCAUAACUAUGACCUUAAUCGCCUACCGUCUGUAAGCUGUUAGUGUCUUAACGACCAUUCCACAGGUGCAUGUUCAUUAAUUGUUUAUGGUUCAUUGAACAAGCAUGGGAAACUGUGUUUAAACCCUUUACAAUGAAGAUCUGUGAAGUUAUUUUGAUUUUUACGAAUUAUCUUUGAAAAAGGGACGUUUCUUUUUUUGCUGAGUUUAGUUAACAGAAAAGGUUGAUUCAUACAGGUAUAUAUAGCUCAUUCCUAUAUUGUGUUACAGUAUCGGCGGUAGAGUCAUGAUAGGCAGGACAAAUGGCUUGAAGCCAGUCACAGGUUAUAAGGCCAGACUAGAGGACUGUGUUGUAGUUAACAGGAGAGGUUGAUUCAAUUCGGUAUAUACACUGAGUAUACUAAAUAUUAGGAACCCCUUCCUAAUAAUGAGUUGAACCCCCCCCCCCCCCCACUCCUUCAUUUUUUGUCCGCAGAACAGCCUCAAUUCGUCGAGGCAUGGUCUCUACAAGGUGUUGAAAGCAUUCCUAACGGAUGCUGACCAAUGUUGACUCAAAUGCUUCCCACAGUUUUGUCAAGUUGGCUUGAUGUCCUUCGGGUGGUGGACCAUUCUUGAGCGUGGAAAAACCCAGCAGCGUUGCAGUUAUUGACACAAACCGAUGCGCCUGGCACCUACUACCAUACCCCAUUCAAAGGCACUUAAAUCUUCUGUCUUGCCCAUUCACCCUCUGAAUGGCACACAUACACAAUCCAUGUCUCAAUUGUCUCAUGGCUUAAAAAUCCUUCUUUAACCUGUCUCCUCCCCUUCAUCUACACUGAUUGAAGUGGAUUUAAAAAGUGACAUCAAUAAAGGAUCAUAGCUUUCACCAGGAUUCACCUGGUCAGUCUAUGUCAUGGAAAGAGCAGGUGUUCUUAAUGUUUUGUAUAAUCAGUUGACCACCCUUUGCCUCCAGAACAACCUGAAUUCUUGGGGGCAUGGAAACAUUGCUCAGUUGGUAUCAAGGGACCUAAUGUGUGCAAGGAAAACAUUCCCCACACCAUUCCACCACUGUACCAUUGACACCAGACAGGAUGGGGCCAUGGACUCAUGCUGCUUACGCCAAAUCCUGACUCUGCCACCAGUAUGACGCAACAGGAGUUCGUCGGACCAGGCAAAGUUUUUCCACUCCUCAAUUGUCCAGUGUUGGUGAUUGUGUGCCCACUGGAGCCGGCUUUCUUGUUUUUAGCUGAUAGGAGUGGAACCCCUGUGUGGUCAUCUGCUGCAAUAGCCCAUCCGUGACAAGGACAGACGUGUUGUGCAUUCCGAGAUGCCGUUCUGCACACCACUGUUGUACUGCGCCGUUAUUUGCCUGUUUGUGGCCCGCCUGUUAGCUUGCACAAUUCUUGCCAUUCUCCUUCGACCUCUAAUCAACAAGCUGUUUUCUCCCACAGGACUGUCGCUGACUGUUUGUUGCACCAUUCUUGGUAAACCCUAGACACCGUCAUGCGUGAAAAGCCCAGGAGGCCGGCCCUUUCUGAGAUACUGGAACCGGCGCGCCUGGCACCGUCGAUCAUACCACGCUCAAAGUCGCUUAGGUCACACGUUUUGCCUGUUCAAUCGAACAGUAACUGAAUGCCUCGAUGCCUGUCUGCCUGCUUUAUAUAGCAAGCCACGUUCACGUGACUAAUUGUCUGUAGGAGCGAACCAUUUUCGUGAACGAGGUGGUGUACCUUAUAAACUGUGCAUAGCUCCUUCAUUUCUAUAUUGUGUUACAGUAUGAAGAGGAGAACUUAAUGUUGUCUCUUGUCUGUGGCUGACAGUGGAUGCGUUGCAAAUGGUACCCUAUUCCCAAUGUAGGAAAUAGGGGGGACAUUUGGGACGCUGACAGCGUGUUAGGGGAAGAGGCAGACAGACGUAGUGCCUUGUGAUGUCUGUCUGCAGGAGAGCAGGCCAGAGACAGAAGCUUCUUUGUCAGUGGCCAGGCGAGGCGGUACUGUCCCUGGCGUGGUCUUCGUCCCCCUGGGGAAUGUUGUGUGUGUGUAACACACUGUUGUUUCAGCACUGUGCCAUGCCAUGCUGCUGUGGGCUCAUGUUGUUCUGUUACCACAUCUCUCUCAGCACACUGCUAACCUCUCAGCUCAGUCAGAAGACCACAGCACACAAAACACCUCACAGGACACAUGACACGAGCUCUUUCUAUUUUCACUGGACUCUUUCUCUCUCUCUCUCUCUUUCUCUUUCUUUCUCUCACUCUUUCUCUUUAUCUCACUCUUUCUCUCUCGCUCUCUUACACUCUCUUUCUCUCCAUGGAACUUUCCACCUCCGCUGCCUGUCAGCUGACUAGAUUAGACAGUGGCUUGCGAAAGUAUUCACCCCCCUUGGCAUUUUUCCCAAAGUCAAUACUUUGUAGAGCCACCUUUUGCAGCAAUUACAGCUGCAAGUCUCUUGGGGUAUGUCUCUAUAAGCUUGGCACAUCUAGCCACUGGGAUUUUUGCCCAUUCUUCUAGGCAAAACUGCUCCAGCUCCUUCAAGUUGAAUGGGUUCCGCUGGUGUACAGCAAUCUUUAAGUCAUACCACAAAUUCUCAAUUGGAUUGAGGUCUGGGCUUUGACUAGGCCAUUCCAAGACAUUUAAAUGUUUCCCCUUAAACCACUCGAGUGUUGCUUUAGCAGGGUGCUUAGGGUCAUUGUCCUGCUGGAAGGUGAACCUCUGGCCCAGUCUCAAAUCUCUGGAAGACUGAAACAGGUUUCCCUCAAGCGCCAUCCAUCAUUCCUUCAAUUCUGACCAGUUUCCCAGUCCCUGCAGAUUAAAAACAUUGGGGUGAUGAGAAAUGUUGGGUUAGCACCAGACAUAGCGUUUUCCUUGAUGGCCAAAAAGCUCAAUUUUAGUCUCAUCUGACCAGAGUGCCUUCUUCCAUAUGUUUGGGGAGUCUCCCACAUGGCUUUUGACAUUUUUUCUUAUUUUUUUCUUUAAGCAAUGUCUUUUUUCUGCCCUCAAUUCCGUAACGCCCAGCUCUGUGGAGUGUAUGGCUUAAAGUGGUCCUAUGGACAGAUACUCCAAUCUCUGCUGUGGAGCUUUGCAGCUCCUUCAGGGUUAUCUUUGGUCUCUUUGUUGCCUCUCUGAUUAAUGCCCUCCUUGCCUGGUCCGUGAGUUUUGGUGGGCGGCCCUCUCUUGGCAGGUUUGUUGUGAUGCCAUAUUCUUUCCAUUUUUUAAUAAUGGAUUUAAUGGUGCUCCGUGGGAUGUUCAAAGUUUCGGAUAUUUUUUUAUAACCCAACCCUGAUCUGUAUUUCUCCACAACUUGGAUCUGUUCGGAGAGCUCCUUGGUCUUCAUGGUGCCGCUUGCUUGGUGGUGCCCCUUGCUUAGUGGUGUUGCAGACUCUGGGGCCUUUCAGAACAGGUGUAUAUAUACUGAGAUCAUUUGACACAGAUCAUGUAACACUUAGAUUGCACACAGGUGGACUUUAUUAACUAAUUAUGUGACUUCUGAAGGUAAUUGGUUGCACCAGAUCUUAUUUAGGGGAUUCAUAGCAAAGGGGGUGAAUACAUAUGCAUGCACCACUUUUCCGUUAUUUAUUUUUGAGAAUUUUUUGAAACAAGUUAUUUUUUUUCAUUUCACUUCACCAAUUUGGACUAUUUUGUGUAUGUCCAUUACAUGAAUUCCAAAUAAAAAUCAAUUUAAAUUACAGGUUGUAAUGCAACAAAAUAGGAAAAACGCCAAGGGGGAUGAAUACUUUUGCAAGACACUGUACUGCAUGAUUAGCUGUGUGUGUGUGUGUGUGUGUGUGUGUGUGUGUGUGUGUGUGUGUGUGUGUGUGUGUGUGUGUGUGUGUGUGCGUGUGUGUGUGCGUGUUUGGUAGGAACACUUGGGUCUUUUAUCACAGUGUUCAUGUGACAGACUCCUCUAGGCCAGAGCCAAACCAAACAAGCAGAUUGGAAUAUAUUUCCCCUUCAAUGAUACAGCAUGGCUAACUGAUUUCCUUUGACUGUUGUUAGGCUUUUUUCAUUCCAUUGUUUGUGUCUGGUUUUAUCAGUCUGCUUGUUAUGGAUCCAGUUCUCAUUAGUGUUAUGGAAUGGGUACAAUUCUAACGUUCUAUUCUAACAGGACAACUGCUUAUGACUGAGACAGUGGUAGUGCCCAAGUACAUGACGGUAGCAUAGUUAUUUCUGCACAAUGUGUGUGUGUGUGCGUGUGUGUGUGUUCAUGUCUCUGACCUGGCUGUUGUGUUGUGUUCCAGGGAGCUGUGUGAAGUGUAACAAGGCGGUGUACGGAGCCACUCAGGCCUGCCAGGCUAUGGGAAGCCUCUAUCAUGAUGUCUGCUUCACCUGCAGCGCCUGCAGUAAGUACUACACUAACUAAUGAAACACUCUAUACAGUAAACCCUGUCUACCUCACCUACUCUCUCCUUACCUCUAACAUGACACCUACUUCACCUGAAGCAAGUAACCUACCACUGUUUCCCCUGUAUUAAUAUAUAUAUAAUAUUAUUUUUUUUUAUGGAUGGUGAAGCGAUUUCUGUGUAAACUUAAACGACUUAAACAAGAUAUAAAGUAUGUAGAAAAUAUAAUGGAGCUAUAUAUUUUUAAAUAAGAUCAUCUUUUGAGAACUAACAAUCACCAAAAUAUAAACUAGACAGGGAGAAUCUAAAAUUCUAAAAAUGUCAUGGCAUGGGGCCCCCAUUGAUUUUGUUAUAAUGUUUUAGUUACUCAGAUAGCAUAAGAACUUAGCGAGGAAAUUAGCUUUAAAAACUGCACAUUUGUCUCUCAGCCCCAUGACAAAAUGUGUAGAAUUGCAGGAAACUAGUUUUAAAACGGUAAAAAUGUUCUCUGUGCCCCAUGGCAAAAUGUGUAUAAUUGCAGUAAAUUAGCUAUAAAACAGCAACAUGUUGUCUCUGCGGCCAAGAGGACAGCAUCUAAAAUUCAGCCUCUAAAAUUUUUUAUGUAGACUGCGCCAUUGGCCACGCCCACUACCACGACCACUACCACGCCAGCCACCCCCCAAACUUACUGAUCUAUAUACACAAACAAAACCUGCCUCACUCACUCUUUCCUCACCCUCUGUGUACACGCAUGUACGCACACACACACACACACACACACACACAGAGUCACCUACUCCAGGAUUUCUCAAAUUCGGUUCUAGGUGACUCUGGGUGCACGUUUUGUUUUUUGCCCUAGCACUACACAGCUGAUUCAAAUACUUGAUGAUCAGUUGGUUAUUUGAAUCAGCUGUGUAGUGCUAGGACAAAAACCACAAUGUGCACCCAGGCGUAGGGGCCCCAGAACCGAAUUUGGGAAACCCUGACUUAUUCCACCCAGUGUGUUGAAGGCCCCCAUGCACCUCAUGGCAGAUCAUGUUGCUGUGAGUUGUAUUGUUUUCUGAGCUCCUGUUCUACUAAAUGAACAGCCCACACAAAGAGAAGAGAAUGCCACAUCAGAACACACAGACCCUGGGACAUGAAGGUAGAUCACCAUAGUUCAGCUGCAGUUUAGUGGCUCAUAGAUUCAACAAAUCAAUCGAUGUGAUUCAGUUACUCAGGGAUUCAGUAGUUCACCAACUUUAUGGUUCAGUGUCUCACUGAUUUAGUGAUGUUCAGCUGGGAUGAUUCCCUGGCUGCAACAAGUUUGCUUCCCCCUUCCCUUGGCCUCUGUCUUCUCACCUCCCCUGACCUCUGCAUCUCCCAUAGAUGAGCUUGGCCCUGUGUUUUCACUGUGAUCUCCUUACUAGAACUUCAGAGGGAUUCCAGAGCCAUCCUGUCUAGAUGGUUGCUGCUUUAGGUAUCUAUAGAUGAGUCGACCAAUUAAAAUCCCCCUUUGGAGAUGAUCUCUGACCUCUGCCCAUGCCAAUUAGAGGGCAGUGUGAGGCCUCCUGACCCCUGACCUGAAAGCUCAUGCUCUACCAUCGCUGAUUAACACACCCUGUGUUGUUGUUUAUGUGCCCAACCGUUUGUGUGUGUGUGCUUGUGCGUGUGUGUGAGCGAGAGAGUGUGACUGUGAAGGCACUAAAAAGAAGAGCCACGGAAUGGAGAGAGUUAGGGAAGCUGGUGGGGUGUAAACUGGGGGGAGUUAGGAGGAUACACCAUACCGCCCAUACCCUUCUCCAUCUGAGGGCACAGAGGCUGCGGCCGGCUCCACGGGGAGAGGGGCCGGGGAGGAAUGCAGGCGUAAGGGGCCUCAGGGUGGGAGUCCGAGGAGAGGACACAGAGUGGUGUUAUGCCAGCUGGACACAGGGAGGUAGGGGAGCACGGGGCAAGACAGGAGGACCAUUCAGAACUACCCACCACACACUGGCAAGUUCCACCUACGCCGGAACACACACACACAAACAUACACACACAGCAACUGUCUUGUUAAGCAGAUUCUCCCUCCCCUCUACCCCCCUCUACCACCUUCAUGGUUCUUUUGUUGCAUGACAGAAUCUUUAUGACCCUGAACUUAAAAUACUUAAAGGGGAAUGUCUCCCCCCUUCCACAAGGUGCCUGGGAGACAGGCAGGGUGGAGGUAGGGGGGAGGCAGAGGGGAGGCAGUGGGUGCAUCCUUUGAUAUCUCCCCCCUUCCACAAGGUGCCUGGGAGACAGGCAGGGUGGAGGUAGGGUGGAGGCAGGGGGGAGGCAGUGGGUGCAUCCUUUGAUAGGUAGGAGGAUAGUUCAAUCUGCAUGUCUAGGACAGAAGACAGAAGACGCAUCGCUCACAGAAGGUUCCAGUUAGAGCAGCUAAUUAUUGACUCUUCUAGAACGGUCACAAGCAUGCCUCUUUAAAACACCACCACAAAGCACUCAACCCCCUUUAACGCCCUAUAACUCCCCUUCACCCAGGGGAGAUAUGGGCUUGUUUGUAAAAGAGGAGAAGGGCUUACAGGUCUAUUCAAGUGGGCUAUAGAGUGGGCUUCUAGGUAGUCUAUGACAAUAAUCUGUUGGUCAAGACAAAGGGCUGUUAGAAGGAGCAACGAAAGCAGAAGGUGAGCGGAGACAGCAAAGCUCCAGCAGGACGCUAAAGCCUAGAGUAGGUGGGAAUGAGAGGGAAGGAUUGUGGGGGAUUACACAUCUCAGCCUCAGAGCAGAUCAGCAGACUAGACGGCUGGGAAACGCCCUGGACGGGAAAUGACAUGGGCAGCAAGUGGUUUUAGUCGCCAUGACGCCUAUGAUAUUUUUGCCACCAUGAAUUGUAAUGUUUUACUUUCCUUUUAAGACCUUUAUUUAUUUUGCACCAUCAUUCUCAUUCAAAUGCUCAUCAUACUCAGAACUUUGGACCAGAGAUAAUGGAGCACCUUUAAUAGCAGAGAUAUUUGCGUCUAAAAAAGUGUUGUCUUUGCAAUGUCUCCCUCAAUAAAGAGGGCCUGUUCUCACAAACGUAGAGUCUAAAUCUGCCCUCACGACACACAGUUAGGCAGUCAUUUCCUAACUUUUCCCAAUGGAACUUCAUUUGGCAUGAUUUGAUCAAGCGGAGAGUAGCGUAGUGUGUGUGGACUAGAGCAUUUGGCUGAGGUGAGACUGGAGGUGGGUUGGUUUUUUGUGAGAACAGAAGUGUAAUUGUUGUUGUGAACCUAUCAGGUCAGGAUACAACAGGCCCUGCUGUGUCCUCAGCCCAACCAAUCCCAACCCACCUUACAACAUCAGCCUCUCCAACUAAUCUUCUGCCUCUGGAGAACACAAACAUGGAUUGGCUGUGACGUUAGUGAUCUGAAAACUGCUGUGAUUUGAAUGCUGGCACUCUUAGAUGGUGGAUAGUUUGUCAAGCUAAAACACCCUACCCUGUCCCGGUGUCCACACUCUAGAUCUGAUAAAUGUGAUUGAGUAAGGGAGGACAUUGCUGUGAGUAACAAUUUCUUCCAAAUAAACACUUAAACCCUAUUGGACACAUGUUAUUGUGCUGGGGAAAUAAGGAUUAGAUAGGAUUAAACUAAAUGAAUCUAAAUUCACAUACUUGUUGAGAACCAUUACAGCUUUUCUAAGGAAGAAUGGGUUAUGGGUAUUAUGAACGUUUUCAGCACAUGUGAAAUGUGGUCCAUUCUCUUUUGCUGUGAUGGCAUCUGAUCUGUGCUUUCUCACAUAGCUCUUGUGAUUUCCUUCCUAGAUUGCUAGUAUUUAUAGUACAGUAAUAGACAGGGUUAUAAAUAAUUAAUGAAAGGUGUUGGAGAAGUGCACAGAUAGAUCUUAGAAUCAACCUUGAGGUAUUAAAGAAUGUUUUCAUUAGAAAACGGCCCAGGCCUGUGUUUUUUUUUCUGUCUCUUAGGCAUUUAUUAUUUAUAUGAGGGGGGAAAUAGUCGUAAUUCUUCUGGAACUCUUUCAUUACUGCCAGCCCAGACUUCUUCUGACAUUCAUUAAUCUUAUCUUCUCACAAGGCUCCCUGCCUUCUCUCUCUCUCUCUCGCUCUCUCUCUCUCUCUCUCUCUCCAAAAAGACAGGAAUGUGAAGAAGUGUUCAUAUCUCACUUUCAUCCCCCAUUCCCUCCAUCAUUAUUUUCUUUGUUCCUGAGGGAAAUUAAGGGGAAAAUAGGGUUAUUAAAUUAUGAUUAUUUAAGGGCCAGUUUUGUACCUUUUCCUGAUGCAGAGAUUAUUGUAUUUUUUUGUUGUUGUAUCGAUUGCCUUUCUGACCUUGAUAUUGUCGGUUAUCCCACCGAAGUACCGGCAGGAUAGGCAUGUUACAAAGGGAAAAUGUUGUACAUGAUAAGACCGUUAGUUCAGAGUUUUGUCAGGAAGCUUGGCCAGUUUCAUAAUGUUAGUGCAUGCGUAGGUUAAAAGCCUUGAUAGAAGUACAGUACAGGAUGUCUCAUUGUUUGGCUCCUCAUGUCCAUAAGAGGAUCAAACCCUUCAGAUGGUUGCUGUGGGCUUUCAGGAGCUCUACUGUGAUUUAAUGUCUAUUUUUGUUACCCCUGAGAUGGUCCCACAUGGCAUUAGAUGUUUUUAGGAUAAUGUGGGUUCUGGGUUUAUCGCGGAUUUAGAGUUAAAGUACCAGAGAGGAGGAAUCAGUGGAAAGUCUUAUUUUUCCCUUCUUUUCCCUGGGGGGAGGGGUCACUAGGGUCAUGUUCAGUAGGGGAGAAAACAUUUUGAAACUUAGGGAAACGGGGAGGUACUACCUGAACUUCAGUGUUCUUAUUGGACAAAACUACCUGAACUGUCCAAUAAGAACACACAUGUCCGUUUUCCAUUGCAAAAGGUUUUGCUACAGUGUGCUCUAGCUGUUUGUCUGAACUCUGCUGCCCCCUCAAUGCCAUGAUCAGGUCACCACUGGUAUCAUUGCAACCGGUGCGCUGCUCUUCUCUCCAUCCCAGGCCUGUUGUAUUAAGAACCCCAUUCCCUCAGCCAGGCUUCUCUGACAAUGAGACCUGUGAAUAAAACAUAUUAGUUCCUAAUUGGUUAGUGAUUCUUUUAGCACCACCGCUCUGCUCACCUUCCGCCAUUUUUGAUUAGUCUAACUUGUGUAGCUAAUAGCUCUGUUGCAGCCAGGAGAUGAAGAAGGCUCCCAUUCACUAGUGUUAACCCACUCCUCUCUCUCUCCCUCCUCCCUCCUUCACCUCCUCCCUGAAAAUGUGUGGAAUGUUUCCCCUUCCUGUGGGACAUGGGCUGUAGGAAUGGAGGGAGGGGAGGAGAGAAGGGGGUAUAUUAUGAAGGAGAGGGGAUUCAGACAGACAGACAGAGACAGGAAGUGCUCUCGGUGUGUGGAUCGAUCUUGGAGAGAACAGACAAAAAGCAGGAAAGAAGAGGGAAAGAAGGAGAGCUAGUGCUGCCUCUGGGUCUGAGGCCUGGGUCUCUCUCCCUCUCUCUCUAUAUCUGUCUCUCUCUCUCUUUGCCAUGUGAAGCAAACCAUUAGAGAACUCUGUUUUAAUCAGUUACGCUCUGUUUAGUCAUUGUAUUCAAUCACACAAUUUUUCCCUCAUGUGGUAGUGAUUGUCUGAGCGAGGCCCCAGAUGUGUUCCCAGUAGUUCCCAGUGCAGCAGAAAGCUGCCCAACCAGGCCAGUCUCUCUCUGAAGCAGAUUAAAUCAAGAGGCUGCUACAGUAUUAGACUCAGUGUUUAUUUGAGUUGGUGUCUGGGAAUUAGCAAGACCUAAUGGAUUCUGUCUGACGUUCUGGAGCCUUUAAACUGAUAGAAGUUACCACAGUGCUUCUGGGCAUUCUUCUGGUGUGACUUAGGGGAGAUGUAUAGGGCUCAUUAGCCUGGUUCAGAUCAGUUUGUGCCGUCGAAUAGAUCUGACACUAGACUAGGUUUUCAUAUGAGUUCACAUAUCUCUCUGAAUACUCCCAGAUGCCUCCCGUGUGAUCUGCUGCAAUUUGGUAAAAGUAAUGUUUGGUCUAAUCAUGGUCAGACAGUUUGGUCUCAUGGUUGGGCCCAGCCCAGCCUGUUCAGUGUUGUUUCAGUUAAGUUACGUAAUAUUCUAAAAGCCCAUCUCUUCUCUCUGUUCUUCGUCCCAGGCAGAAGGCUACGGGGGAAAGCAUUUUACUACGUCGGUGGGAAGGUGUUCUGUGAAGAGGACUUUCUGGUAAGUAGUCCAUCUGGAUACUGUAUCUAGAACCCUACAUAGUUUAGCAGUAUGUGAAUAGGGUAUUAUCUAUUUUUCUAAAUGUUUGGCAGCAUGUAUGUGCCUUCCACUGUGUGCUACCGUGACUAUAUGUGACCUCUGGACUCCAGAUUAUAGUUUGAGUUUAAUUUCUUCACCUCGUGGCCCAAGUUCAGGUUUCUAAGGGAUUCUGGAUCAGUUUACUCCCGUAGGGGCAUUAGGGAGGGGGGGUCGGGUAACUGGAGAUAGUACUUAUUUUAGAGGCAUACGCCCCUGGGCAUUGCACAGUGACACCUUGUAUAAAGCAGGACCAGCAGGACGCCCCAUGUUAACCUCAGCUGCCCUGUCACAACAACACGCUCCAUUACAUUACAGUUUGUCUGUAAUUAGUCGAUUAAAUCAGUUGUCCUACUGUCUCAUUUUACAUUUUUACAUUUACGUCAUUUAGCAGACGCUCUUAUCCAGAGCGACUUACAAAUAGGUGCAUUCACCUUAUAGCCAGUGGGAUAACCACUUUACAAUGUUUUUUUUUUUUUUUUUGGGGGGGGGGUGGGUUGGAGUAAAGGGGGGGGGGGGGGGGGGGGGGGGGGGGUAGAAGGAUUACUUUAUCCUAUCCCAGGUAUUCCUUAAAGAGGUGGGGUUUCAAAUGUCUCCGGAAGGUGGUGAGUGACUCCGCUGUCCUGGCGUCGUGAGGGAGCUUGUUCCACCAUUGGGGUGCCAGAGCAGCGAACAGUCUCUGUGCUGCUAAUGAGUCUAACUUACCUCGCCUGGUAUUAGAGGGCUAUUUCUGGACAUUUAUCAUUAAUUAAACAUUAAAUUGAUGUGGGAGAAUUCCCCCAUGUAUCAUAUGAGGUAGACUGGGCUCAUAUGAGAAGAAGACUAUGAGUCAGUCUAAGAUGCCACCAGUUUCCUAUGAGAUGAUGUAGCAGCAGUAACCUCACUGUUCUCCCCUCUCCUCUGUCUGUUCCAGUAUUCUGGAUUCCAGCAGUCUGCAGACAAGUGUAACGCAUGCGGACAUCUGAUCAUGGACAUGGUGAGUGUUUCUGCUGCCUGUGUGUGUGUGUGUUUGUGUGUGUGCGUGUGCUCUCCAUCAGUGUGUUGAGCAGCAGAAACAUGGAGUCACUCCUCCCUCAUAGAACUUCCUGUGGGCACAUCUGGAGAAAGCUUAGGAGGAAGUGGUGGUUUCAGGACACACACACACACUCACACACACACACUAGGGUAAAACCAGGACACAUAGAGAUAAUGUAAAACCCAAGUCCAGUAGUCAUCAGCAGGUGUAGUAACACAUGAAGGAUUUACCAUGACAUGGCUUUACACAUGUUAACCAUACAGAGCUGUAGCAGGGGGGACAGAUCUGUUUUCCUAUUAUUAUCACUGUCUCGCUCUCCAACACACUGCUUCCCUCAGCUACUAAGUCAACUCUAUGCUCCAUGGAUGAGUGAUCAGUGAUCCACUACUUGUUAGAUAUGAUAAAGCAUUGAAAUUCGCUAUCUGCGAGAAGAAGAGCGAGAGCGCGAUAUCGAGAGUGAUAGAUCUCUCUAAUAGCGUCUCUCUCGCUCUCUCUCUAGCUACUCUACUCUCUCUCUCUCUCUCCUCUCUCUCUCCUCCCUCUCUCCCUCUCUCUUUCUCUCUCUCCCUCCUUCCACCUCUAUAGAUCCUGCAGGCCCUUGGGAAGUCCUACCACCCUGGCUGUUUCCGUUGUGUCAUCUGCAACGACAGUCUGGACGGAGUGCCCUUCACUGUGGACACAGAGAACAAGAUUUACUGUGUCAAAGACUACCACAGGUACGUGGGUACAACCAUUAUGAACACUGCACAACAUAAAUAUAUUAGUUUAACUUGCGCUAGCAAUAAGGCCUGAUUGAAGUCAUGUUGCUAUAACAGAAGUCAGCGGCAGUUCCAUUUGGACAUAGCAGGAUCAGGUUUUUGCCACGUGGAGAGGAGUUUCUGACACUGGAGAGGAAGGGGAAGAGAGGAGAGAGGAGAUGUUAGGUAGGAAGGGAUGAGUGUCCUGUGGAAGAGCAAAGGGAGGAGCAGCAGGGGUCACCUCAGCCAAGCACAACAAACACACUGAAUCAGGAAUCUGGUCACAAUGGAAUCCACAGCACCCGGCCAGGCCAGACCAGGGCAACAGCCCAGUAUACUGACAGAACCAGGGGGAACUAUGAGCCAUGGGACCUUAUGUUAGAGCAAUCAGAGCUCACUGUACUGAAACCACCAGAUGUCUUUUCCCACCUAAUCAUGGUGAAUCGUCACUAGCAUUCAUUCACUAGCAUACUGCAAUAACAUCUGCUAAACACGUGUAUGUGACAAAUAAAAUUGGAUUUGAUUUGUAGGUUGCUUUGAGUUAAGGGAUACUUCACCCAAAUUACAAAAUGACACAUUGGUUUCCUUAACCUAUAGGCAGUCUAUGAACAAGGUAUGACAUCAAUCAAUGCUUUGGUUUAAUUUCCCUGGCACUGCUUCCACAUGCUAACAUAUAUCUAGGAUAAGAAAUGUGUGUGGUUUCUUAAUCAGACCUAGUCAUGCCCACUACGCUGAGAGGGCCUUUGUUUUACAGACUCAGACAUUCAGGUGCCAGUCAGCUGCCAGCUGUGUGUGGGUCUGUGUGUAUGUGGGGGGAAAGAAUGAAUGUAUUUUUCUGGAUUGGUUGAAUCACGUGUGAGGCUGAGCCAGCACAUCUGCAGACCUGGCGACUCACCAUCUCUCCUUAGCAGUCUCAACGCUGUCAUACACACACACACUGAAGGGAGAGAGGGGGAAAGGAGGAGAGAAAAGGGGGCUGGUGAAUGAGAGGAAGAAGUAUUAACCAGAAAAGAGUAACAGAUGCAAGUGCUGUAUCUAUAUCAAGCAUGGUGGUCUUUCUGUGGGGAACCAAUAUAAACCAGACAUACAUUUUCCGUCUGAAACUGUUACUAUUUCUAUCAAUUGAUUUAUCUUGUUCUCUCGUUUUCUCAGGGUCUUGGCCCCCAAAUGUGCAGCAUGUAACCAGCCCAUCCUGCCUUCAGAGGUAAUCUCUCUUUGAACACAGCAUCUUCAAGUAAUAGACUAAGGACUUAAAACCAUAAAAUAGGUGUUUUUCUGAUCAUCUUCAUGUCAUGUAUGACAAAAAUACCAAGUUGAUCGGUUGACUAAUAAUAUAAUGAACAAGGCUUGGAAUGGUUCCUGUCUGCAAAGUGACUUCAACAGGAAGAACUCCUGUCCCUAGUAAUGAAUGAUAAUCAAAAUCUUCAGGCAUUUCCUAUAUUAUGGUUUACGAUACAAACACAUCCAUUCCCGUCCAAUGCCGAUAUGGACAGUCACAUUGCAACCCCUGACCUGAUUCCCUCAGGGUAAAGAUUGAUUACCAACCCCAGUGUUGAACUGAGACUGGAGCCAGAUGUGAGGAGAGAGUUUCUCGGGCAUAGCAAACGAUCAAGUAUCCUACUAAGGCAGUAGCAAACGAUCAAGUAUCCUACUGAGGCAGUAGCAAACGAUCAAGUAUCCUACUGAGGCAGUAGCAAACGAUCAAGUAUGCUACUAUCCUAGGUCAGGCUCUAGUGCAGGAGGAGGAGGGGGAAGGGGUGUGCUGUGUUUUAACAUGUUGCACAUGAGCAGGUAUCCCUUUAAGCAACUGUUUGGAUGUAGAGGGACUUGAAAGGGAUCGCAGGCAUGAUGAUCAGCUUUCCCUCUUUAAACAUUUGGAACUCAUUUCUGAAGUCUCGCUCUCUCCUGAGCCAAGCAAGCUGCAGUCAGGAUUCAGGAAGACAUCAAUUUUCACAGCUAUUUACUCAGUCUAAGGUCUGGGCUGAAGCAAUAAACCAACCUGAUAGCAGACCUGGGAACAUCUCUUGUUGUAAUGGCUGCCAUAGUUACACGCAGGUCAGCAGACCCCCCCCCCCCCCCCCCCCCCAAAAAUGUUUAUUUAUUUAGUGCUUGAUUGAGCUGGCGCAAUGGAACCAAUGGAAUUGUCCCAAAAGAGCAAACUCAGCUGAUCUGGCACUCCAUUCAGGCUCAAUCAAACUAUCAACGUAUCUGAAAGAGCACUAUUUGAACCAGAGGCCAGACUAUGACACCAGCCACUGAGGUCUAGAUUCAGGGCUGGGCUUCUAUUUGAGACCUCUGUGUGUAGGCCUACAUGGGGUGGUUUUGGGAGCGGUGUUAGUUGCAUUUUUCGGUGUGUGAUUCAGAUGCAGGCACUGCACCCUACGCCUCACUCAGUGCAUGACUUUUGCCCUUAACGUUAUCCCUCCCUCAAAUUGUUUUUCUCCAAAAUUAGAGUUGACUCUACAGGAAUGUUGCCCCUCCUCACUGAGGCUGGAAGGGUAGAAUUCAGAGCAGGGGGUAGUUUGUGUUACACCUGCAUGUACGUUGUCAUGAAAAAGGCCAGAUAAAUUCCUGCCUACUAGCAGGUGGUUUGUAGAAGGGACCACAGUACAGUACAAGGGGGAGAGUUUAGAAUAUCUUUUAUUUAACGUGUAUAACUAGUUUUAAAUGAGUUGAUAGAUAGCAGAACAUCUUCCAUAUACCCUCCUGCUGAUCCUUUGGCUGAUAUAGAAUAUAAGAAGUCAGUUAACUGAAUAGUUAAUUCUAUCAUAAUGUCAAUUCUGACAAGCCUUACUUUAUUAUCACUUAACAAUUAUAUAUAACCACAUGACCAUGAUGAAUAGCUUGUGUGAUGAUGGUAAUAAUUGGUGAAAGUCUGAUACAUACUGGACAUUCCAGCUGUAGUACCUGCCCUCUGAAGCUGUAGCAGGCUGAACCCAGACUGUCUAUCAGAAGCUGACUGUUGGUUUAGCCUUGGUCUUUGACACCUGGCUGUUUUCUCAGGUGAAGGUUCACAGUACUGUCCAGAAUGCUGGUGUUGGCCAAAGGACACGUUUCUACAGAACUACCAUCUUGCCAAUCUUGGCCUAUUAGUAGGCCUAUUUCAAAUGCUGUAGUUUGUAAACGUUGGAAGUAAAAGGACACAAAUGGAUGUCAGGAUAAAGCCUAGUUAGCUAGCCUGCUGGUUGAUAUAUCAGCAGUAAUUAGCUUACUGUACCUGUUAGCAAUCACAGCUAACUAUAGCCCCCCCCCCAAAAAAAUGAGGCUAAAUGACAAAGCAAUGGACAGGCCUAUAACGGAAAGGGAUCAUUUUAUCAAUGGACGCUCAGCAUGUAAAAACAAAUGUACUGUAGGCUAUCUAAGGAGCUCAACAGUCCUCUCUGAAGGUGGAGAUCUCAAGGUAGUGGUGGUCAAUCUAUCAUUUGAGUGUUGACUUAUGUCAUUGUUAUGAUUAUGUCACUGAUGGAUUCCAUAAUUUUGGUGUUGUGACAUCAUAAUACAUGCUAUUACAGGCACAGCAUUACAUAUAGGUCGUUGUCAAUAGAACAUCACAAUAAGAUGUAGAGUGUUUGAUUUGUCUGCUGGGGGGCAAGGAGUCAUUUCAGAUACGUGAGGGUAGCCUCAUGAUAUCUCUCAAUAUUGGCCACCAUUAAUUGGAUAUUUGGGUGAUCUGAAAUAAAAGUGAAUUAUACCUGACAAGGAUGAGUGGUUUAAGUUAAUUUCCCGUCCUUUGUGGGCUCUGCCUGUCAAACAGCAGAAGGGUGCAUUUGCCGAUGUACUGUUAACUGAUAAUGUUUACUUUGCAAGCUACCGGUAGAAACUUUGUACAGUUGGCGAAACAUAGGGGUAAUUACCUAAUGUAAUUUUUUCUCCAACCAAUGUAGGCCUACUAGUGAAGUUAGCUAACAUUAUCCCCUCUUCAACAGCUGGCUACAUGCCAAAUGAUAGGCUACCCUUACGUAUCUGAAAAUACAUGAUCAAUUGAUGUUUACUGAUCAUGAAAAGCAUGCAGUUACUUGCUGUAUAACUCUGAUGAUAGAACUACAUGUGGAAUAAUCUGAAAUGUGUAGUUCUGACUAUGCUCUUCAAGAGGUGAUAUUAAAACCAAAUAGUUAUAACAUUUAUUUAACAAUCCCUUGAAAACGGCAUGCAGUUGUCAAUGGUUUUAGCAGGCAAAUUGAACGCUCUGCACCUUGUGACGUUUUAUUGAUAACAACCUAUAGAAUCCCAUUUGAAUAGGAUCUCUUUGGUUACAGGACUCUGAUUGGCUGACGCAUUUCCCACUGUCACCUGCACCUGCACAAUAUGAAAAGUGCACUGAAUUGAAUGCACUCUGUUACUGCCAAAAUUGACUUAUGGUUUUGAACAUUAAAAAGAAUACAAAAAACUUUGCUGACAACUACUGAGGAAAAAUGUACUUACUAUGACUGUGAUAUGUGUUUGUCUCACCCAUAUAAUCAUUUAAUAGGAUCUUUAUGGUCUCACCUAGCUAUCUUAAGAUGCACUAACUAUAAAUGGCUCUGGAUAAGAGAGGCUGCUAAAUGUCAAGACAUUAUUAUAUAUUUUUUACUUUAAAAAGUCCACUGAACAGAGCCACCUGUCAUAUGUUUCUCCCAUACCUGACAUUGGCCGUAUCAAAAAUGUGAGAGUUGUCCGGGCCAAGCACGCCAUGUUUAAUUGUUUUAAAUGAACCGAUGCAGCCUAUACUGAUAGACACUGGGGUUCAGUGGACACUGAAAAGGCUGUCUGUUUGUCUCCACAGGGCUCUGAUGAAACCAUCCGAGUGGUAUCCAUGGAUAAAGACUACCACGUGGAGUGCUAUCACUGUGAGGUAGGUAAACAUUAAGAUACAAAUUCGCUUGUUGUUUUCCAAUAUCCUUGUAGAGACUGGAUGUUCUGUGUUGUUGGUGACAAGACUAAAUGUUAAAGCUGUCAUCUUAGUAAGUAUAUCCACUAUAAAACGCCUCAUUAUUUCUCUACAUGAAUGCGCUUAAAUACCAGGGGGUAGAUCCUAUACCAUAUGUCAGCCUUCUCAUCAUAUCAAGAACUCCCUAUUUCAGUCAUCAUUUAGUCUUUUAAAAUAAACGUUAGAGAGAUUUGGUUCGGGGUUCUGCGAUUAGUCGUCAUAAAGUAAACAGAAUUUAAAAGGAAAAAGUGUCGGGAGAAUAGUCUCACUUCGCAUGGUCACAUAUUCUGGAAAGCUAUUUACUGCACACAGACCAUAGACAAGGUGGUCCCAGUGCUUAAUUACAGUCUUGGUACUAAUUGCGAGCUAGAAAGAGGAGCUCAAGCACAUGCUAAUUUGCUUUGCUCGUCAAUACUGUCUGAUGAUUCUCCUCAAGUGCCUCUUCUCCUGACUCCCGCCUCAAUAGCAUUUGAUUGGCAUAUGGAGUUCUGAGAGCACUUGAAAACAAACAGCAGUGAGCCGUGUGGAGACGAGAGCUUUUGAGGGAUCUCUCUCUCUGAAUAGCUCCACUGUGGAAGCCAGAUAAACAAUUAAUAAGAGUGGAGAGCAUGCCAAGAGUGUGCAAAGCUGUCAUCAAGGCAAAGGGUGGCUAUUUGAAGAAUCUCAAAUACAGUGGGGAGAACAAGUAUUUGAUACACUGCCGAUUUUGCAGGUUUUCCUACUUACAAAGCAUAGGUACACUUCAACUGUGAGAGACAGAAUCUAAAACAAAAAUCCAGAAAAUCACAUUGUAUGAUUUUUAAGUAAUUAAUUUACAUUUUAUUGCAUGACAUAAGUAUUUGAUCACCUACCAACCAGUAAGAAUUCCGGCUCUCACAGACCUGUUAGUUUUUCUUUAAGAAGCCCUCCUGUUCUCCACUCAUUACCUGUAUUAACUGCACCUGUUUGAACUCGUUACCUGUAUAAAAGACACCUGUCCACACACUCAAUCAAACAGACUCCAACCUCUCCACAAUGUCCAAUACCAGAGAGCUGUGUAAGGACAUCAGGGAUAAAAUUGUAGACCUGCACAAGGCUUGGAUGGGCUACAGGACAAUAGGCAAGCAGCUUGGUGAGAAGGCAACAACUGUUGGCGCAAUUAUUAGAAAAUGGAAGAAGUUCAAGAUGACGCUCAAUCACCCUCGUCUGGGGCUCCAAGCAAGAUCUCACCUCGUGGGGCAUCAAUGAUCAUGAGGAAGGUGAGGGAUCAGCCCAGAACUACACGGUAGGACCUGGUCAAUGGCCUGAAGAGAGCUGGGACCACAGUCUCAAAGAAAACCAUUAGUAACACACUACGCCGUCAUGGAUUAAAAUCCUGCAGCGCACGCAAGGUCCCCCUGCUCAAGCCAGCGCAUGUCCAGGCCCAUCUGAAGUUUUCCAAUGACCAUCUGGAUGAUCCAGAGGAGGAAUGGGAGAAGGUCAUGUGGUCUGAUGAGACAAAAAUAGAGCUUUUUGGUCUAAACUCCACUCGCCGUGUUUGGAGGAAGAAGAAGGAUGAGUACAACCCCAAGAACACCAUCCCAACCGUGAAGCAUAGAGGUGGAAACAUCAUUCUUUGGGGAUGCUUUUCUGCAAAGGGGACAGGACGACUAAACCGUAUUGAGGGGAGGAUGGAUGGGGCCAUGUAUCGCGAGAUCUUGGCCAGCAACCUCCUUCCCUCAGUAAGAGCAUUGGAGAUGGGUCGUUGUCAUGUUGGAAGACCCAGCCACGACCCAUCUCCAAUGCGAAACACACAGCCAGGGCAACUAAGGAGUGGCUCCGUAAGAAGCAUCUCAAGUUCCUGGAGUGGCCUAGCCAGUCUCCAGACCUGAACCCAAUAGAAAAUCUUUGGAGGGAGCUGAAAGUCCGUAUUGCCCAGCGACAGCCCCGAAACCUGAAGGAUCUGGAGAAGGUCUGUAUGGAGGAGUGGGCCAAAAUGCCUGCUGCAGUGUGUGCAAACCUGGUCAAGACCUACAGGAAACGUAUGAUCUCUGUAAUUGCAAACAAAGGUUUCUGUACCAAAUAUUAAGUUCUGCUUUUCUGAUGUAUCAAAUACUUAUGUCAUGCAAUAAAAUGCAAACUAAUUACUAAAAAAUCAUACAAUGUGAUUUUCUGGAUUUUUGUUUUAGAUUCCGUCUCUAACAGUUGAAGUGUACCUAUGAUAAAAAUUACAGACCUCUACAUGCUUUGUAAGUAGGAAAACCUGCAAUAUCGGCAGUGUAUCAAAUACUUGUUCUCCCCACUGUAUAACAUAUAUUUUGAUUUGUUUAACACUGUUUUGGUUACUACAUGAUUCCAUAUAUGUUAUUUCAUAGUUUUGAUGUCUUCACUAUUAUUCUACAAUGUAGAAAAUAGUAAAAAUAAAGAAAAACCCUGGAAUGAGUAGGUGUGUCCAAACUUUUGACUGGUACUGUAUGUAUUUUAAACCAGCAUUUUGAAUACAAAUGUAGCAGUUCAGAUCCCAUAGAAUCGGAUAGAUGUAGACGGAAUCACAUAGAUGUAAUUCUAUGUAAAUGUUAUGUAAAUAAACAAAAACCUUUUGGGGUAAUGUUCAAGUGUUAUUAGAUUUAUUUAAAGGCUUUUCACAUCUCAUCCCCCUGUGUUGGUCUGUAGGACUGUCAGAUGGAGCUGAAUGACGAGGAGGGGCACCGCUGCUACCCGCUAGACGGCCACCUCCUCUGCCACGCCUGCCACCUGAAGCACAUCGAGCCGGGCUGCGCCUCGCCCACCGCUGCCUCCUACCAGCACCAGUUCUAGUCCUAGGAUCUAGUGCAUGGUGCCACCAGGUGGCCCUCUGAACUAACUGCCAAUAAUCUACCACAACCAAUCUGCCAAAAAAAGCUGUCUAUAAUGGUUGGAAUGAUAAUGUAUGCCUUUACUGUACAUCUCUGAUAGGGUUAAUUGUGCGAUUGGUUGAUUGAUUGAUUGAUUGCGUGUGUGUGUGCGUGUGUGGGAGUGUGCAUGUAAUUGAGAUAGACCUGUUAUUAUUUUUGAUGU
This is a messenger RNA of Coregonus sp. 'balchen', 27608 nucleotides long. The record is from the annotation of a GenBank genome assembly. NCBI's taxonomy places the organism in Eukaryota, Metazoa, Chordata, Actinopteri, Salmoniformes, Salmonidae.